Molecule: messenger RNA, 960 nt
Organism: Dracunculus medinensis (Guinea worm)
Lineage: Eukaryota; Metazoa; Nematoda; Chromadorea; Rhabditida; Dracunculidae
Source: the annotation of a GenBank genome assembly
GAACGAGUGUUAGCGAAAGAGAAUGCCCAGUUUGGUUUAAUAGCGAUUCGAUCGGCAAAUAUCUUUGUUGGACCACCGUUAACGCAAUUAUCAUUUAAUGGAAAUAUUACAGGAAAUGGCGGAAACUGUAGGAUUCUAAGUGCUCCAACUAUAUGUUCAAUCGAUUGUGCAGCGUUAAGCCAUGAUGAACGAACAAUUGCUUAUUCCACUUCUACAGCUGUUAAGCUAGUUGAUCUAAAUACAGGCCGUGAAAUGCGAACUUUGGUCGGUCAAAAUGGUCGAAUAAACAAUGUCACACAAAGCAAUAAGUCAAUUUACUCAUGGGCAUCAGUGUCAUCAGAUUGUACAAUAACAAUAUGGGAUACACGGCAACAUCCCGCCAAUGUUUUAACUCGUCGACUUGAUCGAUCUGCGAAUUGCCUUCUUUUCAGUCCAAAUGAUGCCUUUAUUGCUAUUGGAUCUGAUCAGUUAUAUAUGAUGGAUCCUCGUAUCAGGGAUAUGAGAUCUCUUCCAACUUCAUCUCAGGUGCUUCACGUUUGCUUUCAUCCGUCCUACUACCUUCUUGCAACUGGCUCCGAUGAUCGUCUUGUUCGAUUCUGGGAUAUUGAAUCUGAAGAAUGUGUUUCGAAAAGUGAACCAAGUGACGGCGCAUUAAAGAAAAUUGCCUUUCAGAAUGAUGGCUCAUUACUUUUCACUUUGACUGACCGGCGUUGUGGAGCGAUUUGUUGGGAACCAUUCGAAGUGCUUGGUCAGUGUUUUCUCACUGAUUCUAAUCGGUCAUUGACGUUAACUAGUAAUGAUUCGGAUGUUCUCUUACUUGCUCAUUCAACAGUGACUAAUAAAAUUUCGCUUUCUUCGCUACCUAUUGCGGUAUUUUUUAAAGAAUUAUUUAUAAUUGGUACUUUAAAAUAUAUAAAACUGGAACUUUUUAAUAUUUAUAUUCUAUUAUGGCUUAUAUAA